Hemiscyllium ocellatum (epaulette shark) is the source of this 1723-nucleotide messenger RNA. Its product is annotated as myeloid-associated differentiation marker-like protein 2. The record is from RefSeq and is a predicted model, not a curated record. Lineage: Eukaryota; Metazoa; Chordata; Chondrichthyes; Orectolobiformes; Hemiscylliidae. Gene Ontology annotation, cellular component: membrane. The transcript has a single exon. The coding region runs from base 1 to 903 and encodes 300 amino acids.
AUGGAGGCACAAGGCCCAUACCUGAACUGCUCGGCCCUGCUGUCUCCCCUGGGUGUACUCCGCUCGCUGCAGAUCCUGUUCGGCUGUAUCACCCUGAGCCUAGUUGCCCACGAUGGGGGUUACGGAGAGGCGUACGGCUACUUCUGUAUGUUCGCCUGGGCCUGGUGCCUGGCCCUGAGCGGCCUGAUCGUCUCCCUGGAGCUCUCCCGGCUGCAGGGCUGCCUCGGGCUGUCCUGGGAGAACUUCACCAUCUCGGCGGCGAUGCUGGCCGUGCUGAUGGAGCUGACCGCCUCCGCUGUCUACCCGGUCUACUUCGUGCAGCUGGAGUGCGGGGCGGGGAGCUGCGGCUCCCGCAGCUUCAGGCUCUCGGCCAGCGCCUUCUCGGCUCUCACCUGCAUCGCGUACGGGGCCGAGGUGCACCUGAGCCGGGCCAGGCCGGGACACACCGGCGCCUACAUGGCCACCACCCCGGGGCUCCUCAAAGUGGUCCAGGCGUACGUGGCUUGUAUCAUCUUCGGGGCACUGGCCAACGGCAGCGAGUACAGCCGCUACCCGGCCACCCAGUGGUGUGUGGCCGUCUACUCCAUGUGCUUCACCCUCACCUCCCUGGUCAUUGGUCUCAAUGUAUCCGGACAGACCGGGGCUCUCAGGUGCCCCUUCGACCGGCUGGUGGUCCUCUACACCUUCCUGGCCACCCUGCUGUACCUCAGCGCCGCCGUGGUCUGGCCCAUCUUCUGCUUUGACAGUAAGUACGGCUCGGUGGAGAGACCGGCCUCUUGCUCUCUGGGAGACUGCCCCUGGGACAGCCAGCUCAUCGUCACCAUCUUCACCUUCAUCAACCUCAUCCUGUACCUGGUCGACCUGAUUUACUCUCAGAGACUCCGCUACAUCCCGGAGCCUUGAAGGAACACCUCCCCCACCUCUCUCUCUCUCUCUCUGCAAAACGACAACAAAAAAUAUUUGACUCACCAAAGAAAAAAAUGCUUUAACUGAGAGCUGUUCUGUAAAGUCUUUACGGAUCAAGAAAAUAAAAACAUUGGGAUUUGACAUUACACCUCAAUUGAGAAAUUGCACCUCACGUGGUGAUGUCUGAAACAUUAAACGCCUUAUCGGUGAUGACUUGGAAACCUUCUCAGGAUGUUUACUGGACAGUAGGUACCGUGUUUAUUAUAGAGAGUGCCAAACUUCUGACAGCUUUGUGAAGAAGGGUCACUGAAGCGUUGACUCUGAUUGCUCUCUCCACAGAAGCUGCCAGACCUGCUGAGCUUUUCCAGCGAUUUCUUUUUUUGUGUGUCACAGCACUUGUAUUUAUCACAGCUUUUGUUUUUGGUUUGUGGAGGGGCGGGAUAACAAGGCAAAUGCUCCUCCGGUCUUUAAAAAAAGUUAUUGCACAUGGGUCUAGUCACAGAAGUAAGGCUAAACAAGUGAGCGUUAGCCCGUGCGGCCUGUAGGAAUUCCCGGCCAGCUAAUUAUUUCUUGUCAUUCUUUCUGUAUAAGCCACAUCGCCAUGUCCUUUUGUCUGAGUCUCCUUUGUGUUUAUUCAGCUUCUAUUUAAAUCCUCUGUCAUUCACGUCAACCACAUGGUGUGGCUGCAGAUUCUCAUCAAUGUCGGUGUAAAGAUCUUUCUCCCAAAUCCCCUUUGUUGGUUCAUUGCUGACUGUCUGUCUCAACUUUAACUCCUAGGAGAAAGUGAGGACUGCAGAUGCUGGAGAUCAGAGCUGAA